This is a messenger RNA of Tribolium madens (black flour beetle), 1601 nucleotides long. RefSeq names its product elongation factor 1-alpha (gene Efa1). The transcript has 3 exons. Gene Ontology annotation, biological process: translation; translational elongation. Gene Ontology annotation, molecular function: GTP binding; translation elongation factor activity; GTPase activity. The record is from RefSeq and is a predicted model, not a curated record. The coding region runs from base 150 to 1538 and encodes 462 amino acids. Lineage: Eukaryota; Metazoa; Arthropoda; Insecta; Coleoptera; Tenebrionidae.
GGGGAAAGAAAAGAGCGCAACUUGUGGGCCUCUUCCUUUUUGACUUGCUCGUCGUUCGGUGUAGUCGCCGCUUCGUUAAGUUGUAAAUUAGUGUUCCUAUUUUUUAGGUAUUUUAUUGCAUUUAUUUCAUUCCAAACGGUUGGACCAAAAUGGGUAAAGAAAAGACUCAUAUCAAUAUUGUCGUUAUCGGCCACGUAGAUUCUGGUAAAUCUACCACCACUGGCCACUUGAUCUACAAAUGCGGUGGCAUCGAUAAGCGUACUAUUGAGAAAUUUGAGAAAGAAGCCCAGGAAAUGGGCAAGGGUUCGUUCAAAUAUGCCUGGGUUUUGGACAAAUUGAAAGCCGAGCGUGAACGUGGUAUUACCAUCGAUAUCGCUUUGUGGAAAUUCGAAACUUCCAAAUAUUACGUUACUAUCAUUGACGCUCCCGGUCACAGAGAUUUCAUCAAAAACAUGAUCACUGGAACAUCGCAAGCUGAUUGUGCCGUUUUGAUUGUGGCUGCUGGUACUGGUGAAUUCGAAGCCGGUAUCUCCAAGAACGGACAAACCCGUGAACACGCCCUUUUGGCUUUUACUUUGGGAGUAAAACAAUUGAUUGUUGGUGUGAACAAAAUGGAUUCCACUGAACCACCAUACAGCGAAGCUAGAUAUGAAGAAAUCAAAAAGGAAGUAUCUUCCUACAUCAAGAAGAUCGGUUAUAACCCAGCCGCUGUUGCCUUCGUACCCAUCUCUGGAUGGCAUGGGGACAACAUGUUGGAACCCUCAACCAAAAUGCCGUGGUUCAAGGGAUGGAACAUUGAACGUAAAGAGGGCAAAGCUGAAGGAAAAUGCUUGAUUGAAGCUCUUGAUGCCAUCCUCCCACCAACGCGUCCCACUGACAAACCACUUCGUCUUCCACUCCAGGACGUGUACAAGAUCGGCGGUAUUGGAACAGUACCUGUCGGCCGAGUCGAAACCGGUGUUUUGAAACCCGGCAUGGUGGUAGUCUUCGCUCCUGCUAACAUCACUACUGAAGUAAAAUCUGUUGAAAUGCACCACGAAGCUCUCCCGGAAGCCGUCCCUGGUGACAACGUUGGUUUCAACGUGAAGAACGUCUCCGUCAAAGAAUUGCGUCGUGGCUACGUUGCCGGUGACUCUAAGAGCAACCCCCCGAAGGGCGCAGCUGAUUUCUUGGCUCAAGUUAUCGUCUUGAACCACCCUGGCCAAAUUUCAAACGGUUACACUCCCGUUCUUGACUGUCACACCGCUCAUAUCGCUUGCAAAUUCGCCGAAAUCAAAGAGAAAGUCGACCGUCGUUCUGGCAAGACCACUGAAGAGAAUCCCAAAGCUAUCAAGUCUGGAGACGCUGCUAUUGUCACUUUGGUACCAUCGAAACCCAUGUGCGUCGAAUCAUUCCAGGAAUUCCCGCCAUUGGGACGGUUUGCUGUACGUGAUAUGAGGCAAACUGUUGCUGUAGGUGUCAUCAAGAGCGUCAACUUCAAGGAUGCUGGUGCUGGGAAAGUCACAAAGGCUGCAGAAAAAGCUGCCAAGAAGAAAUAAGUUUAAACUCCGUUUAUUCAUUUUAUAUGUUCAGUUUUCAAUAAAUUUGGAGUUUUAAAGAUA